Eruca vesicaria subsp. sativa (arugula) is the source of this 2034-nucleotide messenger RNA. The record is from the annotation of a GenBank genome assembly. NCBI's taxonomy places the organism in Eukaryota, Viridiplantae, Streptophyta, Magnoliopsida, Brassicales, Brassicaceae.
UGUAUAUAAAACCAAACUUUAUGUUAAGGAAUAAAGCAAGCAAUUUGCAAAGGAUUUCAGUUUCUUACAUUUCUCGACCGUGUAAGAAACUUUCAAGUUUUCAGCGACAAGAAGCUCUGUGAAAUGGAGAAGCCACAGAGAUGUGUACGGUGGGGUUACGAGGUUAAUACCUCUUCCGAUGAUUGCAUCAAGGCAAUCGACUCCUACUUUCAUCAGGUUCUUAGCUACGGUAGGAACUACAAAGUGAUUCUAGAAGCACCACUCUACGAUAAAGAUUGUGUUUUAGGAAACAUUUUAGCUGCUCAUUACCUUUCCACAUCGGAUCUUUCCAAAGCUAAAACCUAUGUUGAAGCUGCAAGAUCCAAUCUUGAACAAGCUACAUCUUAUGAGAAAGCUGUAUUCGAGGCUGUUAGUUACCUCAUCUCCGAGGACAGAGAUGAUGACUUGGCUCUUAAGUUGCACAACGAGCUACUUAAAAGAUACCCCAAGGAUCUGGCCUCUCUGAAGAGAGCUCAGAUUUUAUGCUUCUACAUGGGACAGCCUGCUCCCUUUUUGAGUCUUGUUCAGCAAGUUCUACCAGUGAAUCAAGAAGAAAGUUACAUACACGGUAUGCUUGCGUUCCCUUUGUUAGAACUUGGUCGAAUGGAAGAAGCUGCCGCAGCUUCGAAAAAAGGCUAUGAGAUUAACAAAGAAGACGCCUGGGCACAUCACUGUUUGUGUCAUGUUCUUCACCAUGAAUGCAAGUUUAAAGAAGCAGUGGAGCUCAUGGAAGAACUCGCAGAAUCUUGGCACUCUUGCUCAUCCUUCAUGUACACACACAAUUGGUGGCAUAUUGCUCUCUGUUACUUGGAAGGAGGGUCACCAAUGAGCAAAAUAGAGGAGAUUUAUGAUAAUCACAUCUGGAAUGAAUUGGAGAAAGACGAGGCAGUUCCUACCGAAGUUUACCUCAAUGCUCUUGGUCUGUUAGUACGUUUGGAUGUAAGAGAUGCUCUUAAAGGUUCAUUUGAAGACCGUCUCAAACUCCUUGCAGCUCGUUUGACUGAUCAGGAAAACUGGUAUGUGAAAUGGCACCUUGACAUAUUGAUAGUUUGGGCAUUAGCCAAGGUUGGAGAGACUUCAAAAGCUGAUGAAUUACUCGAGGGUCUGAAGUUCAGAGUAUCAAAGAUGAACAAGAAGAAACAACAAGUGAUGCAGAAAGGGCUUCAGCUCGGAGAAGCUGUUUAUGAAUACGCAAAGGGUAACUACAAGCAGGCUCUAGAACUACUUGGUUCAGAUUUUAACGCUUUUGGUUACAAGAUGAUUGCGGCAUCAGAUGAACAGAUUGAUGUUUUCAACGAAAUGUGGUGCCAACUGCUGCUAAAGACAGGCCAAUCCUCCACUGCAAAAGAAGUGAUAAGAGAGAGAAUCAAGGUCAGAGAUGGUGUUCCUUUCACGUGGCGUUUACUGGAGAAGAGUUAUGCCAUGGAAGGCAGUGCAGAGGCUGAGAGUGCAGGAGAGAAAGCUAAGAAGUUGGAAGCUUCUUAUUUCUAACUCUGCUUCUUCCUCUUCAUAAUAUCUUAAUAAGGUGUUUAUACUUUUCUAAGCUAAAGAAGUAAAUCAUUUGGAAUAAGUGUGGUGUACACACUGUUUAAAAGUAAAAAAGAAACUCUUUUAUUACUUGUAGCCAGAAAAACAAAAGUUUUUCAGAAUAAUAUAUUGACACUAUACUGAGAGAUCUCUCUCCAGCUUUUAUUUUGUUGAAGAAUUCUUGACACAAGUCGCUUGAGUGUUUUACAACGAACGAACAAAUAUUAAAAGCUGUCAUUGAGGCUUUUGUUACACUAGAAAGCGCUUCUAUAUUAUACAUUUGGACUGUUCCUCAGGAACAGCCUUGUUUGAUCGUGAGGUUGAGAUCAUAUUGACAUCAAAGGAAGAACACCAUCUGUAAUUAUAUUAUCAUGUGAUCUUAAUGUUCUGGCUUAACAGAUUGAUAUUCAAUAUUGCUAUAUGGACACGAUCUGCAAUUAUAUUAUCAUGUUUGGCUCCAUGUGACAG